This is a messenger RNA of Exophiala aquamarina CBS 119918, 1881 nucleotides long. RefSeq names its product ATP-dependent RNA helicase HAS1. NCBI's taxonomy places the organism in Eukaryota, Fungi, Ascomycota, Eurotiomycetes, Chaetothyriales, Herpotrichiellaceae. Gene Ontology annotation, biological process: maturation of LSU-rRNA from tricistronic rRNA transcript (SSU-rRNA, 5.8S rRNA, LSU-rRNA). Bases 1 to 1881 code for a protein of 626 amino acids. The record is from RefSeq and is a predicted model, not a curated record. Gene Ontology annotation, molecular function: ATP binding; RNA helicase activity; nucleic acid binding. The transcript has 2 exons. Gene Ontology annotation, cellular component: nucleolus.
AUGGAUCCUCAAACAGAGAAAUCUCACAAACGAAAAAGAAAGCAUGCCAAAGCAGUCCCUGCAGAUGUGGAGCCUGAAGUCGUAGAUGCACCAUCAAGAACGAAGGUGCCCCGUUCCAAAGCCAUAAAGGAGCCACGAGAGAAAAGCAAAAAGAGGAGAAAGACGGCGCACUCUAGCGAAGAUGAAGGUCAAGACCAAGACCGAGAGGCUGACAAAACCCAAGAAGAAGAAGAAGAAGCUGAGGUUGAUACACCCCUUGCGAACGGUCAGCCCAUCGAGCCAGCAGACCGCUCACCCGAGGUGGACGAGGACCACGACGGAGGAGAUGAACUGGAAAAGACGGUAAACACAACAAAUGGAACAACAGAGACGACCACUGAUGGUCUACCGACUGAUUCUGUGCCCUCGCUACCAGGCGCAGAUGCAACACCACAGCAGUUCUCCGAGCUCAACAUCUCGGAGAAGACCAUGAAGGCAAUCCAAGAGAUGAAAUUCGAGACCAUGACUGAGAUACAGCAACGAGGAAUCCCGCCACUACUAGCAGGCCGAGAUGUUCUGGGCGCAGCAAAAACGGGGUCUGGAAAGACACUCGCAUUUUUGAUCCCGGCGGUUGAAAUGCUCUCAGCUCUGCGGUUUAAACCUCGCAACGGGACUGGUGUCGUCGUUGUCUCGCCUACCAGAGAGCUUGCUCUCCAGAUAUUUGGUGUGGCAAGGGACCUCAUGCAAUUCCACAGCCAAACUUUUGGGAUCGUCAUUGGGGGAGCGAACCGAAGCGCCGAGGCAGAGAAGCUAACCAAAGGCGUAAAUCUUCUCAUCGCGACACCGGGCCGUCUCCUCGACCACCUGCAAAACACGAAAGGAUUCGUCUUCAAGAACACGAAAGCGCUGGUCAUCGACGAGGCGGAUCGAAUCCUCGAAGUCGGCUUCGAGGACGAAAUGCGGCAGAUCGUCAAGAUCCUGCCCAAGGAAGAUCGUCAAACGAUGCUCUUCUCCGCAACGCAGACCACCAAGGUCGAAGACCUCGCCCGCAUCUCUCUGAGACCUGGCCCGCUCUACAUCAACGUCGACCACAAGAAAGAGCACAGCACGGUCGAGGGCCUAGAGCAGGGGUACGUGAUCUGCGAGAGCGACAAGCGGUUCCUGCUGCUCUUCUCCUUCUUGAAGCGCAACCUGAAGAAGAAAGUCAUCGUGUUUAUGUCGAGCUGCAACUGCGUGAAAUACCACUCCGAACUCCUCAACUACAUCGACCUGCCCGUCCUCGAACUGCACGGAAAUCUCAAACAGCAGAAACGCACGAACACCUUCUUCGAAUUCUGCAACGCGACGCACGGCACGCUUGUCUGUACAGAUGUAGCGGCCAGGGGGCUCGAUAUCCCCUCCGUGGACUGGAUCGUGCAGUUCGACCCACCGGACGACCCGAGAGACUACAUUCACCGAGUGGGGCGGACGGCGCGAGGCUCCAACGGGAAAGGAAGAAGCUUGAUGUUCCUGCAACCAAACGAGGUGGGAUUUCUCAGUCACCUGAAAGAAGCUCGCGUGCCAGUGGUCGAGUUCGAUUUCCCGGCUAAGAAGCUCGUCAACAUCCAGAGUCAGCUGGAGAAGUUGAUCACCCAGAACUACUAUUUAAAUAAGUCUGCCAAGGACGGCUACCGUUCGUACCUGCAGGCAUAUGCAAGCCACAGCCUACGGUCUGUAUUCGACGUGAACAAAUUAGAUCUGGUGAAGGUGGCCAAGAGCUUCGGGUUCGCAACACCACCGCGCGUUGAUAUUCAGCUCGGAGCUAGCAUGCACCAGCGAGACAAGAAGCAGAGUCGGAGAGGCUAUGGGAGUCAGCCAAAGCAUUCCGGACGUGGGGGACAUGGUUUCAAGCGCAGUAGUUAG